This is a messenger RNA of Staurois parvus, 1358 nucleotides long. The record is from the annotation of a GenBank genome assembly. NCBI's taxonomy places the organism in Eukaryota, Metazoa, Chordata, Amphibia, Anura, Ranidae.
AUGGCACCUGCAGCGAAAACCAUGGAGGGAGGUGGAAAGCCCCAUGAGUCCCUCGAGGAGGAUGGCGAAGUUUGGGCUCCAGUGCAGAGAGAGCGCUCCUAUACCACUGGGUCACUGUCUGAGAGCUCAGGGCUGAAGAGGAGGAAACAUGGAGACAGUUUACCGGCCCAAGUCACAGAUGAAAAGGAACCCAGUAACAAGAGGGUUAAGCCUGUCGCAAAGUCUUUAUCGUCCAACAGCACGCCUCAGCAAACGAAAGUCACUCCACUGAAGAAGCUCAGCUUAUCCAUCCAGCGUUCUAUAGGCUGUUGCAAUGACAAUCGUCUUUUCAGCUUCUAUCCACGUACACGGAGCCGAGAUUCAGCAUCAGCUAAGAAGAGGAACAGCAAGUUGUGGAGUGAGACCUAUGACAGUGCACGGGAGGAGCUGUCCACCCGGGAGAUCAAACGUCAGGAGGUGAUCUUCGAGCUGAUGCAGGGGGAGAGCACAUGCUAAUAGAUGACCUCAACCUAGUCAAGAAGAACUACUAUGAGCCCAUGCUAAAACUGGCGAUCAUGAGUGAGGAAGAGCUGAACCAGAUAUUUGGCAUCCUGAACUCUCUGCCCUCACUGCACCAAGAUCUCCUAGACCGCCUGCUGAAGUUGCGCCGUGAGGAUGGAACGGUUGAUCAAGUGGGGCCAGCAAUGCUAGAAUGGAUUCCUUAUCUCCAGUCCUACAAGACAUACUGCUGCAACCAAGUGUCUGCCAAGACUCUGCUGGAUCACAAAAGGAGAAGCCAGGCUGUACACAACUUCCUACAGCUGUGCCAGGAAUCAGCCUUCAGCCGUAAACUGGAUGUGUGGAGCUUCCUUGACCUACCCCGGAGCCGACUGGUGAAAUACCCACUUCUGCUGAAGGAGAUACUGAAGCACACAAUGGUAGAUCACCCAGACCAUGGACCCCUGAGUCAGGCUGUGAAUGUCAUUCAGACCAUCAUAAGCCAGAUAAACAGCAAAGCUGGAGAGGCCGAGUGUGAAUAUUAUAAGAAAAGGUUGUCCUAUCUGUAUGAGAGUCAGAAUGAAGAGGAGGUGUCACGUUCUCGAAUUUUGCAUUGUCAUGGAGAGCUGAAGAACAACAAAGGCCAAAGGCUUCACGUCUUCUUGUUUGAGAGCGUCUUGGUCCUAACGCGCUUAGUGAACCACAAUGAUCAGCCUCAGUUCCAGGUCUAUCGUCAACCCAUCCCUCUUCCAGAAUUGGUGUUGGAGGACCUCCCUGAUGGUGAAGUGCGAGUCAGUGGCUCCAUUCGAGGAGCUUUCACAGCAGCCAGUGAGCGAGGUACUGGUUCAUACCUCCAAUUUAUGUGGGUUACUGCAGCCUAA